This is a messenger RNA of Penicillium arizonense, 969 nucleotides long. RefSeq names its product thiamine pyrophosphokinase-related protein. Gene Ontology annotation, molecular function: 8-oxo-dGDP phosphatase activity. NCBI's taxonomy places the organism in Eukaryota, Fungi, Ascomycota, Eurotiomycetes, Eurotiales, Aspergillaceae. The transcript is spliced from 2 exons. The record is from RefSeq and is a predicted model, not a curated record. Bases 1 to 969 code for a protein of 322 amino acids.
AUGGGCAAGUCAAACUUGGAUUUGGUUUGCGAAUGUGACAACUUCCCCUACUAUGAGGACGACCGUGCCUCAUACACAGCCAAUCUCACCAACUACCACACCUUUAAAGUCACCGGCUACGAUGCUACCCUAGGCUAUAUCCUCAAUUCGGUGGUUGAGAAGUUCCCCUGGUCACCGAACUGCUGGGCAAUCGACUCAACCGCCCGCACUGUGACACUAGUAGCACCAGCAAAUGCCGACCCCGCACUGCGCAGCAAGCUGGUCGCAGAGAGCAUCGCCGAAGCGGUACGACAAGACAAAUUCGAAGUUCUUCGAGGAUGGCGAAACGAGAAAUACCCCGUCUACGGACCAGGCGGUGAAUUCCUCCUUGACAUGGAGCGUUGCGCAUCCCCGCUCUUCGGCAUCGUCUCCUACGGCGCCCACAUGACCUGCUACGUGGAAGAUGCUCAGGGACUGAAAAUCUGGGUCCCACGCCGUGCAAGAAACAAGCAAACCUACCCAGGCCUCCUAGACAACACCGUCGCCGGCGGUAUGUGUACAGACGAGAAACCAUUCGAGUGCAUCAUCCGCGAAGCCAUGGAAGAGGCCUCACUACCCGAAGCAGCUGUCCGAGCUGCGACCGUUUCUCGGGGCUGUGUGACGUACUCGCAUGUUCGUGAUGCGCGUGCUGGCGGUGAGACGGGUCUCAUUCAGCCGGAGGUGGAGUAUGUUUUUGAUUUGAAACUUGAUUCUCAGACUAUUCCCACGCCUGGGGAUAAUGAGGUUGAGGAGUUCAAAUUACUUUCUAUUCCGGAGGUACAGGAGGCUCUGGCACGUGGCGAGUUCAAACCCAACUGUGCUAAUAUUAUGAUUGAUUUCUUUAUUCGGCAUGGCUAUUUGACUCCGGAGAAUGAGCCUGAUUUCUUGGAGAUUGUUGCUCGGUUGCAUCGUCGGUUGGAAUAUCCUACUGCUUCGCAUUGUGCUCGGUAG